AUGUGGUUUCGGUUUGGCGGGAUUCACCAGGGAGCGACGCCGUCGCACGGUCGAUGCUGCACUGCAUGUUUGUUAACAACAAUUCGAUACACGAUGGACGAGACCGCCAUUCAGGAUGAAGGCGUGCUUCACGAUGUUCUGCAAGAGCUGGAUAAGGAGCGCACGAGACGUGCGGAACUGGAAGCGCAAAUACGCGAUCUACAAUUAGGGCUCGCCGACAAAAAGAGUGUAGAGGAGGACCACCAAGUCAUUUCUCGACGUGCGUUUGUGGCCAUGGAAACGCAGGUGGCGGGUUAUCAGGACAUUGUACAUGCCGUUACCAGCCACCGACCAGCCAUUGCCGCUGCUGCAGCUGCUAGUCCUGAUCAGUUUGGAAGCUCCAGCACAAUUCCCAGACGCGGACACAAGCCUCCCGUCACGCUGCCGCUGCACGUUGUCCGUCUGUUGGAGACCAUUCCUUGGGAUAUUCGAGCUCGGGAACACAUUUUUGGACGGGAAGAAGUUUACGAAUGGCAAGUUUACGAUGAUCGUGACAAACAGUGGCAGAGUCAAUUGAAAUAUUUUCCGGUCAUCUUCAAAUCACUACCAUUCACGAAACCAACACCGAGGAAGGCGGGAGAAGAUGAAAUUAACGCAGUUGACCACCACGACGAUCCCGCAAACAUUGCGGACCAUCCACAGGGUCACAAUUUGUUACUCUUCUUGGCUGGCGGUGGUCCCGACAAAAGCGCUUCAGGCUCUAGACAUGGCGUUUUGACGGAUGAACGCGUAUCGCGUUUCCUUAACAUUACGUCAGGUUAUCCGCUACCUCAAGAUGGUGGCGUCUGGGAGUGGAUUGGGGCAUGGAGGUUGGAAAAACGGAGUCCUUCGUCAUCUUUGCCACUAAAUUGUGACAAGGACGGAUGGUCGUACGGGAACGAUACCCAGGAUUUUCUAGUUAAAGACCGGAGAUCAACGAAUGCAAUCUCGGACACACCUGGUGACAAUAAUUAUCGGAAGCUUCGUCGGCGGAAAUGGUGUCGCCAGCGUAUACUAGUGGAUUAUUUGCAUGUAUCGGAGCAAACGCGACAGUACCUUAAACUGUUAGCCGAGAAUGCGCGAUUGCAAACCACGUCUAGCAAAAUCUGCAAUCAACUUGUGGAAACGAAAGUUGUUUUGACCGAAACUGAAGACAUGUUGAUGCAAACAAAAACAGAUCUUCAAAAAGAAGUUAACACGCUCAAGCAAAAAAUAACCGAGCAGGAUGAUACUUUGAAAUCACUUCAAGGCGGGAGCAACGAUGACACCUGGGACUCGCAAGUCAACGGUGUCGUGAAGAAUGACCAAGCCAACGAGCUUGGAUCCAAAUUAACGCAGUGGGUAACCUCAUCAGUGCGAAAAAAGCCGCUGAAACCAAAAAGUGACUUGAAAGAUGUAUCGCAUAAGGACACGCUUGAUGACACUAUCGGCCAGUCGGUUGGUUUAAACGAAAGCCCUCGCUCAUUUGACUGGAAGAAGCUAGGUCGCGGACCUUUUCGCAACAAAGUCAAAGAGCUCCAGGGCCGCAAGGUAUCCUUUGGUAACAGUCAAAACGCCGCGGGGGAGCUCGUCACUGGUGAGGACAAUGAAAGGGUGGCCGUUGUUUCACGGGAUCUUGACGGCAGUCGCGCAAGGUCGUUGACGAGCUAACGGUGAGGGUGCAAGUAUCCGCAAUGCCAUACAGUUGAGCAAAUAUGUUUGUUUCCAAGGCCGCCAGGUAUCUCUGGCUUGCGACGUCAGCUCUGUACAGCUCUGUGCUUCUGGAAGAG
This is a messenger RNA of Phaeodactylum tricornutum CCAP 1055/1, 1787 nucleotides long. RefSeq lists its product with no specific name. The record is from RefSeq and is a predicted model, not a curated record. Bases 1 to 1668 code for a protein of 555 amino acids. The transcript is spliced from 2 exons. Lineage: Eukaryota; Bacillariophyta; Bacillariophyceae; Surirellales; Neidiaceae.